AUGCCGCCGGAGACACGACGCCAAGCGAAGAUUCGGGCUGUCGAUGUCCUCGACUCUGUGGGCUGGCCCGGCGACGAGCCCGACGAUGGCAGCGAUCCUCAGGUUUUCGACGCCCGUGAUAUGCGCGCAGAGAUCAGUGAUGCUUUGCACGCACUGUCAAGCUCUACACCACCGUCAGAGCACUCUACUGGGCCUGAGAGAACGGCCCGAGAGACAAGCCGCAUAUUCCCGUAUCCCAUGGACCUGGAAAACAGUAGGAAGUACCGCUCCGCCCGUCGUAUGUACGUCUACGGGCUCUCGCGCCUCAUGGAGGCAGAUAUAGUUGAUGUCGAGGUUUCGGCGGCGGAUAACUUAAAGACGAACGCGUAUGUCGGCUAUCGUGCGCCCAAGCGGCCGGCGGUCAAGGCUGCCAACGUACGUAUCCCGAUGGGUGAAGGGGAGGCUGCCAGGGUGUACGACGCCGACGGACGCCUUGUUUUAUACAGGGCUUGGUCUCCCAAAGGGCCGGUGUGGACCUCCAUCAACGAAACCCUUAUGCGCGUCGCCGAUAUGCUCCGGAACAUAAAGCCCACCUUCACGAAUGGUACGCGUGGCGACUUUGCGGCCUACUUCUUCUCCCUUCAUCGCGGGUCUCAAUCGGAUCCAAUCAUGUCCGCCUAUUACCGAAAGCAUCAGCAGCUAGCUGAAGAAAUCCUCGAGAUCCUCGAGCCUGUACAGGCCAUUGUGGCACGCAUCUUCAAAGCAACCGCCCCUCGACUAUACCAGCGUUACUGCGCCGCGAUCGACUACGUUCAGAAGAAGCGACCGGGCACCCGAGCGUGCUUUUAUCCGUGGGCGAGCUUUUCUUUCAACCUCGGGACGGUCGUUAGCCGUUGGCACAAGGACCUUUUGAAUCUACUGUUUGGCUGGUGCCUCAUCAUCCCCUUCAAUCUUUUCAACUAUCGAACUUCGUGCCGUCUUGUCGUAGAAGAACUAGAUUGCGAGUUUGAGAUCGGAGCUGGAAUCCCGAUGUUCGUCCCGUCGGCGAUGUACCCCCACUAUAAUACCAUCUUACGUGGUAAAGGCGUCCGGGAGUCAUUUGUGGCAUGGACGGGUGGGCCGGUUUUUCAAUGGGUCGAUUUAGACGGUCGUCCAAUCUCCAGCCUCUCUGCAGCCGAGAAGAAGGAGUAUUUGGCCAGCAUGCCCCGUCAUAUAGCAGAGGGGCUUUCACUUUCUCCUCACGAGUCUGAGCUUUGA
Messenger RNA from Stereum hirsutum FP-91666 SS1, 1236 nucleotides. RefSeq lists its product as uncharacterized. NCBI's taxonomy places the organism in Eukaryota, Fungi, Basidiomycota, Agaricomycetes, Russulales, Stereaceae. Bases 1 to 1236 code for a protein of 411 amino acids. The transcript is spliced from 4 exons. The record is from RefSeq and is a predicted model, not a curated record.